CUUCUCAGGAGCUCUCUCUCUCUCUCUCUCUCUCUCUCUCUUCGCCAUAGAAGAGGAGGAAGAAGAAGGAACCACAGGGAAGAAGAGGAUUAUCACCGAAUCCAUCACCACCGCCACCAUUAAUGGCGUCGAGGAUCGCAUUCAAGCCCCUGGGCUCCCUCUGCUUCGCGCCGCCGCGUACCAACAGGAGCGCCGCCGCCGCCGCCGCCACCUUCGGAUCCCCCAGAGCCUCCAUGGCCUCCACCAAGCUUGAGACUGCCAAAAAUCCCUUCAGUCCUCGCGAGGUCCACGUCCAAGUCACCCACUCAAUGCCACCACAAAAGAUCGAAAUUUUCAAAUCCCUCGACGACUGGGCUGAAAAUAACAUCUUGGUUCACCUCAAACCUGUUGAAAAGUGCUGGCAACCUCAGGAUUUUCUCCCCGAUCCUUCCUCUGAUGGCUUCCACGAGGAAGUUAAAGAACUUAGAGAGCGAGCCAAGGAAAUCCCUGACGAUUAUUUUGUUUGCUUAGUGGGAGACAUGGUUACUGAAGAGGCACUUCCUACUUAUCAAACGAUGCUUAAUACUCUCGACGGUGUAAGAGAUGAGACCGGCGCGAGCCUCACAUCAUGGGCUAUAUGGACAAGGGCGUGGACUGCCGAAGAGAAUAGGCAUGGAGACCUUCUGAAUAAGUACUUAUAUCUUACCGGCAGAGUUGAUAUGAGGCAGAUUGAGAAGACGAUACAAUAUUUGAUUGGCUCUGGAAUGGAUCCUAGGACGGAGAACAGCCCCUAUCUCGGCUUCAUUUAUACAUCGUUCCAAGAGCGCGCCACCUUCAUCUCCCACGGGAACACUGCGCGGCUUGCCAAGGAGCACGGUGACCUAAAACUGGCCCAAAUAUGCGGCAUAAUCGCCUCAGAUGAAAAGCGGCACGAAACAGCAUACACCAAGAUCGUUGAGAAGCUCUUUGAGAUUGACCCAGAUGGUACCGUUCUUGCCCUAGCUGACAUGAUGAAGAAGAAGAUAUCGAUGCCAGCCCACUUAAUGUACGACGGACACGACGAUAAUCUGUUUGAACACUUCUCAACAGUGGCCCAGCGGUUAGGAGUUUAUACUGCAAAGGAUUACGCAGACAUACUCGAGUUUCUUGUGGUUAGGUGGAAGGUGGCGGACCUAACCGGCCUUUCUGGGGAAGGGAAGAGGGCGCAAGACUACGUGUGCACUCUGGCCCCGAGGAUUAGAAGGUUGGAAGAGAGAGCUCAAGGGCGCGCGAAGCAAAAGGGCACAAUACCAUUUAGUUGGAUUUAUGGUAGAGAAGUUCAACUUUGAACCCAAAUGUGCUCUAUAGUUUUCGGAUAACUUGGAUACAAAAUACUAUGCUUUACUCUUCUUUUUUACUUUGUUGUUAUUUUGUUGGCAAAAGGUGUUUUGGAGGGAGGUUGUAGAUUCUCUCUAAUUCAAUUAUCAUGAAAUGCCAUCUGUUAGAUGAAGCUUGGUGUUUUGAUACUGUUUAGGGGGGGUGUGUGUGUUAGAGAGAAGGGUUCAUGUUUUGAUGUUUCCUCUUGGAUGUACAAGUACUGUAUCACUUUGCAAAGUGUGUUGCUGGUGUACUGUUCAACUGUUGGUUCUUACUCUCUUGUGUUCAAGUUUGAUAAUACUUUGGAGCAUUUCAUGAUAAUUUAUAAUUAGAACAUGGAAAUUGAGUUA
This is a messenger RNA of Ananas comosus (pineapple), 1685 nucleotides long. RefSeq names its product stearoyl-[acyl-carrier-protein] 9-desaturase, chloroplastic-like. The coding region runs from base 123 to 1307 and encodes 394 amino acids. Gene Ontology annotation, cellular component: chloroplast stroma. Gene Ontology annotation, biological process: fatty acid metabolic process. NCBI's taxonomy places the organism in Eukaryota, Viridiplantae, Streptophyta, Magnoliopsida, Poales, Bromeliaceae. The transcript has 3 exons. The record is from RefSeq and is a predicted model, not a curated record. Gene Ontology annotation, molecular function: stearoyl-[ACP] desaturase activity.